AUGGUUUCUUGGUGGUGUAACAGCAGUGGUGGAAGGUCAGAUGAUGUGAUAAGGGUUGUGUUGCCGGUUAUUGCUGCAGAUUGCGAUGGUGGAAGGAGGUUGAAACAAGACUUGAUGGUGGCAGAAAAAUGGGUGGUCGGAGGUGAUGAUGGUUCUGGUAAUCUCGGUGAAACCGGUGGUGGUUUAGUGGCUGAUGCAAAGUGGUCAAAAUUUUCUAAUGUCCCGCCUGAUAUAAUUUCCCUCCCAUCCUCCGAUUUCUCUGAUCUCCCUCCACCCUAUUUGGAUUCCACUGUGGUUUCCAGAAUCGAUCAACGCCAUCCCCACUGCUUUCGACUCAUCUUCACCAUAUCUCAUGUCGCCCCUUUGCCUUCUCCUAGUCUCUCAUCGUACAUCGCGAUCAUCGAUUCAGAUUCAGAUUCCACCACCAGUCUAUUUCAACGCCACUGCUCCACCAAAUCUAAACCUCGUUGGAAACCCUUACCGGUUCACCUCAUCACCGCCGCCACCGAUUUAGAAAGACGAAGCUCGCUGGAAACCCUCACCAUCGUUGUCAACCUUGCGGGUUACACGGUCAUCCACCAUCAUCAUCCAGGAUCCGUAUCCGAUCACCCACCGCUGUCAGCCACCAUUGUAAAUCUACCGUCGUCAAUCAGCUGCCAUCCUCAGCUUUGCUUUUGUAAGGAAAGCAUAAUGCUUUUGGAAGUUGGAACUUGGAAGAUAUAGUAAGCUUGCUGAAGUUUAAGAGUCAGGUGUUUGGAAAUUGUAUGUAGUUCAUGCGACACAUUCUUGCUUGUUGUUGGCUUGUUGCUUUCAGGUAAACGAGUUGUGACAACAAGUGUCAAACAUGCAACACGCCAUGGAACAAAUGUAAAGUCAAAUGUAUUUGCAAAUGGAACAAAAGUGAAAUGAAAUGGAAUUGCAAAUGCAACUACAAUUGGCGGUCUUUUAUGAGAAAAUUCAACCCGUCCGGUAGUCCACUAAGUAAUUCUUAGUUUUUGUUUUAAAACACUUAAUGAAUGUUAUGUUAUUGAUUAGUUCUUAGUUUUUUCAUGACAUUGUAAUGGUAUUUUGAGUAUUUGAAUGUAUGAAUGUUAUGUUAUUGACCAUUUUAAUGUUAAUGAAUAUAAUAGU
This is a messenger RNA of Lactuca sativa (garden lettuce), 1131 nucleotides long. RefSeq lists its product as uncharacterized. NCBI's taxonomy places the organism in Eukaryota, Viridiplantae, Streptophyta, Magnoliopsida, Asterales, Asteraceae. The record is from RefSeq and is a predicted model, not a curated record.